GAGUGAGAAACUAAUUGAUUACUGAACAAUUUGAUAAAAAUUAUUAUUAUGUUUUUUCAGAUUGAAUGUCACCACUGCAGGUGGUUCCAUGUGACGUGCCUUUCUCUGUCAGAGAAGCAGUUCAACAGGGCUCAAAAGGUGGACUGGAAGUUCUGCCUAUGUAAAUAAUUUAGAAUUCCUUUGGCUCCCAUCCACAAGCUGUCUAAACAUGUACAUAAAUAAAUUAAACUGUACACAGUUCCCUAUACAGUUUUAAAAAUUUACACUCAAUUACCAAAAAUGUCGGUUCGUGUAGGUUUUUUGGUUCAUGCAUUGUAGGAUUAAAUAUCAAAAAUCUAAAAGGUGUGCAUCAUACCUGACACCUUCAUGGUUGGUUUUGUGACUGUAAGUCAUUCUCUUCAAAUGCUAUUGAAGUUAGAAACGUGUAUACCAAUGUCGUAUGUAACUUUAGAGACGGUCCCUUACUUUGCGAAUCUCAAACGUCCAGCAUCAACCUAAGUUUAAUCCAGUCUGUCACGGUGAAAAAUACAUACUAAAAGUACAGAAGAUAGGGGUACAGUUUAGUAAUCUUUCUGCUGAGAAUGUACCUACAGACUACACUGGUUUUGAGAGCCCAUGUUUAUAAAACCAGGGGAAGCUGCAGUCGUGUCAUCUGGCAACCCAGAUUUAAAGGCUACUCACAAGCUCCUCCUGCUGCAUGACGUCAAACUUAACCGGAAGAGGAUGCCGUGUAAAGUGGAAUAAACUCACACCGGCUUACUGUGUCUCUGACGGGUUUCUUGCUAAUGGCAGCUACACACAGUGGGUCCCGGAAACAUCCGGGUACCGGAGGUAACAGGAUCACUUCAAACCCCCAGGAUGAUGUCAGUAACGUGAAGGAGAGCAGCACACAGACGGAGGGCAAAGUGCAAGGUCAUGGACCAAGACUGUCCAAGGUUAACCUCUUCACAUUACUGAGUCUCUGGAUGGAGCUUUUUCCCAGGAGGAAAUCUCAGAGACGAGACAAUGCAUCCGUGCAAGUCACUGGCCUGGUGGUGGUCCAUGAACAAAGAAUUCUGGGUCUUCAUUGCUCUGGAGAGGAGCUUCAUGCCGGUCAGGUGGCGGUACUCAGACAUGGGCCCAGACUAAAGCGCUGUGAUCUUUAUUUCUCCAGAAAGCCUUGUUCUACCUGCCUCAAGAUGAUCAUCAACGCUGGUGUGAACAGGAUCUCUUACUGGCCUGCUGACGCUGAGAUCAGCCUGCUGUCUGACAGAAGCAGUGCCGCAGGUUCUCGUCUCCAGGAGGCCACGCUGGACGCCGUGGCCGCCGAGAGGCUCAAAUCCAGCAGCAGGCCACACAUCUGUGUGCUGCUCCAGCCUCUAGCCAACUCCAUGCUUCAGUUUGUAGAGGAGACGUCCCGCAACAGUGACUUUCUGGGCAGAAUGGCAGCAGAUGAUCCCUCUCUGGACGUCCAUGAAGUCUUUAGGAAAGAGCGCUGGAGGAACUGGGAGAGUUUUUCUAAAAGGUUUGUGAUUGACGAUGUGGAGGUGCACAGGGAGCUGCUCAGUAAGAUGAACCUGGAGAACUUUUGCACAGAACCAUAUUUCAGUGAGCUGCGGCAGCACAUGAGGGAUCUGAUCAGGAUUCUGGCAUCUGUGGCUGCAAGUGUUCCCGUUCUCAAGCACGAAUAUGGGUUCUAUGAGACAGAACCCCCAAGUAGUGAAUAUAGGACAUUAUCUGAGGAUGUUGUGAGACACUGCAUCAUCCAGGCAGCAGUGCUGGCAUACAGAACAGAAGAUCCUAAAGUGGGAGUGGGCACAGUGAUUUGGGCAGAGGGCAGACUGCCUCAGUGUGAUGGCACGGGGAACAUGUACCUGGUGGGAUGUGGUUAUAAUGCCUAUCCUGUGGGCUCUGAGUACGCCGAGUUUCCUCAGAUGGAUGACAAGCAGGAAGAGAGGCAGCGCCGUAAAUACCGUUACAUCAUCCAUGCUGAGCAGAACGCGCUCACUUUCAGGAGUGCGGACUUGAAGGAGGAAGAGAACACGAUGCUCUUCGUCACUAAAUGCCCGUGUGAUGAAUGUGUGCCUCUGAUCCAAGGGGCCGGCAUCAAACAAAUCUACACCACAGACCUGGACAGUGGGAAAGACAAACACGACAUUUCCUACAUCAGUUUCAACCGGCUCCGCGGCAUCCGCAAGUUCAUCUGGCAGAAGUCAGCUCUCUUCAGAAGUGUUUCUGAACAAACUGGUCCACAUUUGUCAAAUGGCUGUGUGAAGAACAGAAGAGAAGAAGAGGUGGAUUGCCAGAGCAAUAAGAGACUGAGAAACUGAGGAAUCACUCAUGCGUUUGGGACUAAAGUGAAGCGGUUCUUAACUUUAGUCUUGGAAACCCUUUGGCUUACACUUGAACGUUUCCCUUACUACAACCCAUGUCAUCCAACUGACUGUAUAAUUAUGAAGACGUUAUUGAGGUGACGUUAUAGCAGGUGUGUUGAGGGCAGAGAAAACUAGAUCAGCAAAAUGUCAGUUACAUUUUACACGCAUGUCAUAGGAAACAUAUUCGUAGAUCAUUUACAAGAAGAAGAAGAAGAAGAAGAAGAAGAACGCUUCCGUUGGCUAGUUGAACUGAAUUUUUUGGCAGAUGUAAUUAUUGUUCACCGGAGGACCCAAGGAUUUAAUCUGUACAUGAAGACCCCAAAGCAAGCACUUACUCAAGACUUGUUAAAGCAAUUCAUAUGCACACAAAUGUUAUGCAGGGUCUCGCACAAAGCCCAGCAGUCAGUACAUUUUAAUGAUCAAUAAUAAUGUUUUAUUUAUUUUAAUAGAUUUUUGGAUCGUGUUAUUGUUCGAUAGUUGUCGGUUUCAGAUUUAACCGGCACUAAAUAGAACAGAUAUUACCAACGUUUCCGUCUUUAGUAUGAAGACACAACAGAACAGAAAUAAGAAGGCAUGCUGCAUUUGUGAAGAGUAAAAGCACUCAUUUUUCAGCUUG
Molecule: messenger RNA, 2970 nt
Organism: Ictalurus furcatus (blue catfish)
Lineage: Eukaryota; Metazoa; Chordata; Actinopteri; Siluriformes; Ictaluridae
Gene: cdadc1
Product: cytidine and dCMP deaminase domain containing 1
Exons: 9
Coding region: 786-2309 (507 amino acids)
Biological process (GO): dTMP biosynthetic process; dUMP biosynthetic process
Cellular component (GO): cytoplasm
Molecular function (GO): zinc ion binding; dCMP deaminase activity
Source: RefSeq, a predicted model, not a curated record